AUUCGUGGGGCAGAAGGAGUUGGUCCGAGGAGAGACAAUCCCGUAGCCGAAACAGCAAAAAUCACAGCCAAGACUCAAACAAUCGAUUCAGCCACGCGGAUCGCAAGAGAACCACGGUGAAACACACGAAAGCCAGCGAGCUCAGAACCAAAUCACAAAUGACGCGCUCCAAGAGCACGGACACGGUCGACAAAUCCAGCCGGAUAUUCAGCAGCAGCCCGCAAGCCAGUCACCCCGUCAAUCGUCAAGAACUCAAAGAGAAGCUAAUGAAGGUGAACAGGGAGGCGAGCGAGCGGCAUCGGGGAAGGCUGUUGAACAGUCGAAAGGGUGCGCGGUCGGAGCCGACGAGUAACGGAAAGAACAGCGUCAACGGCAGCUACAACGACGUCAUCGGGACGCAGGGGGAGAGGAAACCGCCUCCGCCCAUUAUGGCGUCGACAAUCCUACGAUCUCGCUCGUCAUCCCGGACGCGCGACCACUCCAUGGAGUCCGUGCGCAGCCGAGCCGAGCUGCUCGCUGACGUCACGCGCGCGCAUGAGCAGCAGCGGCAGCAGGGACACUCGGAGCCCUCCUACCUGACACACCAGAGCCGCUCGAUGCAGAAACAACCGGGGCCCCGGGCCAAAGCGCCGUCUAACGUCGCAGGAGCGCCACGUGCUAAACCCAGCAAUCUGCAGACGAACCAUCAGCAGCAGCUGAGGCUGCGAGAGUUUUUUAGUGGCAGCAACAUGGCGUCCGUGGACGAGCAGAACGAUGACGACUACGAGACUGCCAGCGAGAUCAGCUACUGAGGCUAGUUAUACUGUUGGUACAUGAUGUUCGUGUGAUGCCUGGAGGCAGACGCGAAGACGUGAUUUGCCACCAAAAGAAUCUCAAUCUAGUCAGAGAGGGGGAGAUAGCGCGAGAGAGAUAGAGACGCAGCAAGACAGAGAGACGCAG
Priapulus caudatus is the source of this 939-nucleotide messenger RNA. RefSeq lists its product as uncharacterized. Bases 159 to 791 code for a protein of 210 amino acids. Lineage: Eukaryota; Metazoa; Priapulida; Priapulimorpha; Priapulimorphida; Priapulidae. The record is from RefSeq and is a predicted model, not a curated record. The transcript has 4 exons.